This is a messenger RNA of Ctenopharyngodon idella (grass carp), 1406 nucleotides long. RefSeq lists its product as uncharacterized. Bases 1 to 867 code for a protein of 288 amino acids. The record is from RefSeq and is a predicted model, not a curated record. NCBI's taxonomy places the organism in Eukaryota, Metazoa, Chordata, Actinopteri, Cypriniformes, Xenocyprididae. The transcript has 7 exons.
AUGUAUGCAGUUGUUACCUUGCAUGACUCAGAUGAGGUGAUGGUGGUAGCAUCAAACUGGUUGAGCACAGACAAGAAACAAAGUUACUGGCCCCCAUUCAAAUCACCAGAGAAGUGCAUGGAAGCUGUUCAGAACAGAGUUAAACCUGAAACAGGAGGGAAAACAUGGGAGAAAUUAAAUAUUAGCUUUCGCAAAGAAUAUGUUUCUUUUGAUAAGGCAAAAGAGGGGCAAAAAGAAAUUACAGAACAGAAAGAGCGAUCUUUUCAAUUAGCCACUGGAUUCCCUGGAAUGCUAAAAAGACAAAGAUUUGAAAGCACUCAAGAAAUGUCAAAAAAUCCACUUCUUCCUACACCAUCUACAUCCAGAAUGUCAGCUGAUGACAAUGAUGAUCUCCUCCAAAUGCUGAGAGACAUCAAGAGCACGGUUCAGGAAAACUCUGCCAUGUUAAAGAAACUACUGAAAGACAAUAUGGCUUCUGAAUCCCCCAGCAGUACCAGCUUUCCCACUAAAGAUGUUAAAACAAGCCUAAAUCUGCCUCUUACAACUUUUGAAGAUGUGGUCAGGACUGAAAUGGAGCUCAGUAAUGCAACAACACGCCAAAAAUAUGUAAAAUAUCUGUCAAGGCUUGGAGGUUUUGGGGCCAAGGAUGUGAUUAAGAAUAUUAUGCAGCAAGUCCUAACAGAUGAUCUGGCUAUGGAGUUCAACUGGCAGGGGAGAGGAGAUAAAAAGGCCUUCUCUAAGCUUAUUUUAACAGAUGUAAUCCGAGAUGCUGCAUCAAAGCAGAGUGUGUUGAGGGCAGACUGUGAAGCUGAAAUAAAAAAUUAUUUGUGGUACACAAUUGAUCGAAUUGGUCGGAAGAGACCAUGAGUUUGUGGAGGUGUGACUUCAGAAGUGAUUUCUCCCACACUGCUGGACAGUGCUACUUCAGGGACCUAUUUACUCAUAGGUCCUGUAAGCUUAACUGCUAAGAUUAAACAUUAAUUUUGUAUAGGACUAUAUGCUAUGUACUAAACUAGCAUGACGUUAUGUAAAUAUUGGUUUUUGUAAAAAUGCUUACAAUGUUUCUAUUUAAAAAAAAAAAAAAAAAAAACUAUAUUCCCUUUAGCUGGUGGAAAUAAUGACAUACUGGAGAACAUGUAUGACUGUGGUAUCACUACAUGCAUGGACAGGUUUUCAGGUGUAUGACAGUGGUGGUUUUAGCAUGAAUGUAUGCAAUUUGUUGUAAAUAGUUUUUAAUACACAUUAUUUAAUUCUUUUUCAUUGUUCCCUCAAUAGGUUUUGCCUUUUUUUUUAAGACAGAUGAAGUCUUACAAUAGUGAAAUUAGAUGUCAAACAUAUGACUAUUGGGUGACAUUACAGUCCCUGGGGGAAUCUUCAACGGAUGAUGUACAAAUAGACAGAGAAUU